AUGAUGGCAGACAAUAAUUUAGUAAGACAUUUAAAAGCAUGUGAAACAAUGUCAAAUGCUACUUGUAUUUGUUGUGAUAAAACAGGAACUUUAACUGAGAACAGAAUGAGUGUAACUAAUAUUUGGAUUGGAAAUGAAGUUAUGGAAGUUGAUCAAACCAAUAAAAUACCAAUAACAGGAGAACUUCUUCAUCAUUUAAGUGUUAACAUUGGUAUUAAUACAUCAUUAUCAUCUAACAUUACAUCAUCUAAUCAAGCCAUUGGAAAUGAAACUGAUUGUGCUUUGUUGUUAUUUUUAAAAAAGAUAGCAAUGUCACCAUCAUUAAUAAGAAGUACUAAUACUAUUUCAAGGCAAUGGGUAUUCAAUUCAGAAAAUAAAAGAAUGGACACAGUUAGUGAUAAUUGUAUUUAUUCAAAAGGGGCUCCAGAAAUCAUUAUUGGAGAAAGUAUGUAUUAUUUAAAUCAAAAUGGAGAAGAAGCUGAAUUUUAUGAAGACCAAAAAGAUCAAAUUAAUCAAAUUAUUGACCAAUGGGAAAAUAAAGGAAAACGGGUUAUUGCUCUAAGUUAUAAAAAGAUGGAAGAAAAAGAGUUUCAAGAAUGGAACAAUACACAAAGUAACGAAAAAAUUAAUAUCAAAAAUACCUGUUUACUUGCUAUAGUUGGUAUUAGUGAUCCUGUCAGAUUAGAAGUACCUCAUGCAAUUGAUAGUUGUAAAAAUGCAGGAAUUAGUGUUAGAAUGGUAACUGGUGAUCAUGUAAAAACAGCCCUAGCUAUUGCUAAGGAAUGUGGUAUUGUAGGUGAAUGUCAAAUUAUUGAUAAAAACUAUAACUGUUCUGGAAAUGUUGAUAUUGCUAUGAUGGGAAAAGACUUUUCUCUAUUAAGCGAUGAAGACGUUGAUAGAAUUUUGCCAAGACUCAAAAUAUUGGCACGAUGUUCUCCACAAGAUAAACAAAGAUUAGUUGAACGAUUACUUAUCUCAGGUGAAGUAGUUGCUGUUACAGGAGAUGGUACCAAUGAUGUUCCAGCUUUUAAAGAAGCUGACGUUGCUCUUGCUAUGGGAUUAAGAGGGACUGACGUAGCAAAACAAGCAGCUGACAUUGUUAUUUUAGAUGAUAAUUUCAAUUCUAUUGUGAAAGCUGUUAUUUGGGGGAGAUGUGUUUAUGACAAUAUUAGAAAAUUUAUUCAAUUCCAGGUUACUGUUAAUAUUGUUGCACUUGCACUUUGUGUAAUUGGGUCAAUUUGCCAAAUGGGUUCUCCAUUAAAUUCAAUGCAAAUGUUAUGGGUUAAUUUAAUUAUGGACACAUUAGCUGCAUUAGCACUUGGGACUGAAAAGCCUACAACAGACUUAUUAAAACGAAAACCAUUUAAAAGGACAGACAGUUUAUUAUCAAAACAAAUGUUAAUUAAGAUUGCAAUACAAGUUACGUAUCAAUUGGGAAUAUUACUAACUAUUUUAUUCUUUGGAUCAACAUUUAAAUUUAUUUCUGCACCUUGUGGGUAUAUUAGUACUAUUGAAGAUUAUCCAGGAAAGGAGUAUAUUUGUAAUGACAAUAAAAAGCAUACCAUUAUUGAUGUUCAAGAAGACACUAUAACAUUACAAACUAUUAUUUUUAAUACUUUUGUAUUUUGUCAAAUUUUUAAUGAAGUUAAUUCAAGAAGAGUAAAUGGAGAAACUGAUGUAUUUAAAGGUAUUUUUACUAAUUAUAUCUUUAUUGGAAUAGAACUACUCCAAAUUAUUGUUCAAACGUCAAUUGUUAUUUUUUCUGGUGCUACAUUUGGUGUGAAGCCAUAUCCUGGAAUUAGUUUAACUCAGUGGGGAGUUUGUAUUUUACUUGGAUUGGUAUCUCUACCAUUAGGAUUGUUAAAUGGGUUUUUCAAGGAAAAACUAACUAAUAAAACAAUUUCAGUGUUUGAUAUAGAAGAAGUUGAAAUGAAAAAUAAUAAAAAGAGUGAUAAUGACAAAUGGGAAGAUGAAAAAAUUAAUUGUACUGAAGAAAACAAUGAUUUUGAUAAAGCAUUUGAAACAAAUUCUGAUGAAAUUUCUUUGACUAUGAAUUAA
Molecule: messenger RNA, 2058 nt
Organism: Entamoeba histolytica HM-1:IMSS
Lineage: Eukaryota; Evosea; Mastigamoebida; Endamoebidae
Product: plasma membrane calcium-transporting ATPase 1, putative
Exons: 1
Coding region: 1-2058 (685 amino acids)
Cellular component (GO): membrane; intracellular membrane-bounded organelle
Molecular function (GO): ATP binding; ATP hydrolysis activity; P-type calcium transporter activity
Source: RefSeq, a predicted model, not a curated record